UAUAAGUCUUGCCUCUCAAUCAACCCAGAUUAUCCUCCAGGAUCAUAUCUGCUGCCUUCUCCGCGACCAUGUACACGCUGCUCUGGAUGUUGCCCGAGACAUGAUUCGGGAAAAUGCUCGCGUCCACUACCCUUAGUCCUUCGACGCCUUCGAGUCUCAGCCUCCUGUCCACCACUUCGCCCAUGGCACAGCUCCCACAGAGAUGAUACUGCGCCGCCCAGACGUCCUUUGCGUGCUCGCGCCGAUCUUCAUGCUUGUGGAGAUCACAGCACUCUUCGCGUGGGUAUGUGCGUCGGGCGAUCAAAGCUCUCAAUGGUUCUGUGUCAACAAGCCUCUGGAUAAACGCCAGAGCAGCAGACGCCGUGACGACGUCGGCUGCGUGACCCAGCAUAUUCUGGUUGAUUUCUGGCUGGGCAUACGGAUCGUCAGAUACGGCAUGCACCCAACCUCGUGCAAAAGUGUACUGCAACCCAACCGCGAACCCAAACCCGUGCGGCGCUCCUUCUGGGAGCGUCUUGACGAACACCUUCGAUUGAUCUUCAAAUCCGCCUUCGGCAUUGCAAUCCACGGUCACAGGUACUGGUGCCACUUGAAUGAAUUCUGCCUGGGCGCUCUUUAUCUGCUCGAGGACAUAUUGCUGUUGUGCUUUCUGGAAUGAAGAUACUCCCGAUUGUGACUCGACGCUUUGACUGAUCUCGUCCAAGUCAUUAUCGUUCAGCCAUGGCAGGACAGGAAUGAAG
This is a messenger RNA of Cladophialophora immunda, 740 nucleotides long. RefSeq lists its product as uncharacterized. The transcript has a single exon. The coding region runs from base 203 to 658 and encodes 151 amino acids. Lineage: Eukaryota; Fungi; Ascomycota; Eurotiomycetes; Chaetothyriales; Herpotrichiellaceae. The record is from RefSeq and is a predicted model, not a curated record.